Suillus clintonianus is the source of this 1362-nucleotide messenger RNA. RefSeq lists its product as uncharacterized. NCBI's taxonomy places the organism in Eukaryota, Fungi, Basidiomycota, Agaricomycetes, Boletales, Suillaceae. Gene Ontology annotation, biological process: DNA replication; double-strand break repair via homologous recombination; nucleotide-excision repair. The transcript is spliced from 5 exons. The coding region runs from base 1 to 1362 and encodes 453 amino acids. The record is from RefSeq and is a predicted model, not a curated record. Gene Ontology annotation, cellular component: DNA replication factor A complex; chromosome, telomeric region; site of double-strand break.
AUGGCAGACCCACGCCCUACCAAACGGGUUCACUUUCGGGAUGUCAACUCAACAACCCACCCUACGAGAUCUCCAUCUGCCCAAGAUAUUUACAAGUGGACAAACACAAUCAAGGCAACGGCCCCCUGCUUCAUCAGAGAUGUUCUCUCGAUGAGAGAAAAAGUCACUGAAGGUUACUUUUACUGGCUUGGCCAUAUUCCCUGCCGUAUUGUGCACAUCAUUGGUGUCGUGGUAGGGAUUGACGUAUCUGAUAAAUGGACGGUGUACACUGUUGACGAUCAUACAGGUGUCAUUGAGUGUAUGCUUCGCCACCCCCCGCCCUACGCCAACAUUGAUAUAAAGUCAAUGUCGACUGAAGACCUAUGUACGUUACGCAAACGUCCGCUGCCUCCACCCCCACCUACUGUCACCGCCAUCGGCUACCCAGUGGAUGUCAUUGGCAAAGUUAUGACAUUCCACGGUGGGCGGCGGAUUACAGCCAUAUCCAUCAGGGGCUGCAAUUCCACCAACGAUCAAUGGAAGCACGUUGUCACCGUCGUGGAACUUCACAAAUCCGCGUACUCAGUGCCAAAGCCCUUUGAGAUACCAGUAGAGAUGGACUCAGACAUAUUGGAGAAGUCCAUCAAGUGUCCAUCCUCACCUCUGACGCACAGUGCGACAUCCCGUCCAUCGACUUUUAUUAUGCCAGAUCAAUUUAUUCAUCCUUCUCAGUUGCGGACCGCUGACCUUACCGACAACACUUUUCGGUUAUACCUCAAGCAUCACAUUCAUAACGCGCUUGGCAAUAUCUGUGAUAUCGCCUCUCCAGCAUUCACCCUCUCCCAUCUACGCCGGAUUCCCGAACUUGCCCUUCUAGCUAGUCGGGUUGUUCAUGCCGAAAUGAGGCGACGCCCUCAACCUCACGCACAUGCUGCUCAGACCCGCAACUCCAACCUCCUGAGGGUCAGAAUGAAGCGCCUCUUUAUGUGGGCGAUCCUCCGGCUUUACGAAGAAGGGAGUAUCGUCCUUUACGAUAAGCCUUUGAUAGCCAUAAGUUUGUACCCAUCUGUGCCAAAUCUCCCUUCAACUGACCUCGCCAAUUCCCCAGGUUCCUGUAACACUCAGCAGUAUGUCACCUCUGAUGAUGAGGCCUAUCUAUCAGACCCACCACCGCUUGAAGAAGACGAGGCCUACGUUCCUGUGACUGCCACGCUCCUCUCUCAGCCUGUGCAAGAGAUCAUGUCUGCAAGAGGCAUUCGCGGAAAGAGUGCCAGGGUUAGACCUGAGGAUAUUCUCAGCGAUCUGAAACAAUUAGAUUGCCGUUGGGCAUGCAUUGACUUGCAGACUGUCGAUGAAGCCAUAGACACCAUUGUAAUUGCUUAA